CGCUGUUGUUUCUCUUCAGGAAGCUUUCUGCAUUCGAUUUUGAACAGUUUUGUUAAAUGCCAUACACGUAAUCAUGAAUUUAGGAUUGACGUUACUUCAAAUUUUGGCCCAGGCAAGCCAAACACCGAAUGCUACGAACUCGGUUUCUUUGUUGUUUCAAACAACUAGGUUACCACCGGUAGCAGGAGUACCAAGUCGAAUCAAUACGGGAAACACGGUGUUACGAGGGUAUCUCAGGGCCGGACAUUCGAGAUUCGUAGAGGGUUGUAAUCCAACAAGAAGAAUUCCCUGUGGCAGAUUUAACGUUGGGCCUACUACUCGGGAGAUGUGCCAACGUUGGAACUGUUGUUGGAAUCCUAUACAUUCAGUACCAUGCGCCAAGAAUCAAUACUUCGUCAUCAGAUUGGCGAAUUCAGAUCCUGAUUUCGGAAUAUGUGGAGUACCCCAAGCCUCUCUACAGCAAACCAACACCGCAGUCGUGAAUCCACCUUUGCUACCAUUUGCUCUGAGUGCAAUACAAUCCAGAAUCAUAGGUGGAACGGUAGCGGUUGACGGGAAUUGGCCGUGGCUUGCUUACAUAUACGAGCUGCAAAAUGGAAUUGCGGCUGGAGGUGUCUGUGGUGGUUCGUUGAUCAAUGAUCAGUGGAUUGCAACUUCAGCUCACUGCAUUGGAACAAAUAAUCCAUCACUAUACGGAGUUGUCCUAGGGGAACACACCACGACGAUCUCAUCGGGAAACGAGAUUAUAUCGACAGUGGCUCUAAUUAUAUUUCACCCGAGUUAUAAUCAAAUAACUCAAGACAAUGAUCUUGCAUUGAUAAAGUUGUCUCAGAGAGUUGUUUUUACCCGCUACGUCCGCCCAAUAUGUGUGGUCCCACCAGGAACUAUCACUGAUAACAACCUCACACCGACAUUUGCUGGCCAAAUGUGUUUGGUAGCAGGAUGGGGCUUUACGUCAUCGCCCGUUGGUAUGAGAAGCAACAUUCUAAUGCAAGCCACGCUCCUAAUUCAGCCCCACUUACUAUGUACCAACAUUGUUGUACUAAAUGGGGCAGAGUAUUUAAACAAAUUUGUUCUAGUCGGUGACGCUCAGUUCUGUGCAGUAGGAACUUCAAAUAACCAAGAUACCUGCAAUGGUGACAGCGGGGGGCCAUUGAUAUGUUUGCACACUGAUGGGAAGUACUAUCUACAUGGUGUGACGUCUUAUGGACCUUCGACUUGCGGACAAGGAAACAAACCAGGAAUAUACACGAGGAUUGGUGAUUUCGCCUCUUGGAUAGCAACCACUGCAGUUUGAAAACUUCGUACAAAAAAGGAUCUGUCAGAUACAGAACGUAAUUGUUCUUUUAUGCGGGUGUGUGGAGAAAUCUAACAUGACGAUCACGAAGUGCAUUUGCCCGACACAUAUUUAUCACAAUACAAGCUAUAAUAUAUUAUGACUUCUAUAGCCUAAUUCAUACUUUUUAUUUUUUCCUGCGUCUAACACAUCUUUUGCGUUACUUUUAGUGCAUCCUUAUCUACAUCGUUAUUUAAUACAGUCGUUCUACGUUGA
Ciona intestinalis (vase tunicate) is the source of this 1552-nucleotide messenger RNA. NCBI's taxonomy places the organism in Eukaryota, Metazoa, Chordata, Ascidiacea, Phlebobranchia, Cionidae. The record is from RefSeq and is a predicted model, not a curated record.